CCUUUGGUCGGUCUUCCCUAAAUAACACCACCUUUUGAUUAUUCCACAAUAACACCACAUUUCCUAUACUUCUUUCCAAAAUGGUACAAAAUUAUGGGUGACCUGAUUUUGCAGGUAAACUUGAUGACGUGGCCUGUAUUUUGGGGUAAAGUCAAGGAUUGACUUAAAUUCCCCCUCCCCUUAGCCUACGUGGAAUAUAACAAUUAGGUUAUUUCCACUUUCUCUAUAAAAUACCCCCCUUCCCUGUUCUUUUCCCCUGUUCUUCUCUUCUCUGUUUUCUCCAUCUCCUCUUUUCUUCCCUUUUUUUUUCUGUUCGUUCUUUCUUUCUCCAUCUUCUUUUUCCAUUCUUUGAACUGAGCAUGGCUGCUAGGAGGUCUAAUUCAUACGCAUCAGGUUCAUCCUCAAGCAACAAAAGGGUUGGGAAUGCGCAAGUUCGCUGCAAUUGUGGGAAAGAAGCUCUAAUUAAGACAGUGAGAAAAGGCCCUAAUUUUGGGAUGAAGUUCUAUGGUUGUCCUAUGUGGCCAGACACUCAGUGCGAUUUUUUCAAAUGGGUAAAUGAGCACACUGAUGUUGAAGAGUACCAGUUCAAGUUGUUGGAAAAGGAUACUAUCAUAUGUGAAUUAGAGGUUGAACAAAAUUUCAGAGAUGAAAAAAUAAAGAAAUUGUAGUUGAAGAAAGCUAAGUUGGAGG
Chenopodium quinoa (quinoa) is the source of this 690-nucleotide messenger RNA. RefSeq names its product protein ZGRF1-like. Lineage: Eukaryota; Viridiplantae; Streptophyta; Magnoliopsida; Caryophyllales; Amaranthaceae. The transcript is spliced from 2 exons. The record is from RefSeq and is a predicted model, not a curated record. Bases 360 to 668 code for a protein of 102 amino acids. Gene Ontology annotation, molecular function: zinc ion binding.